This is a messenger RNA of Entamoeba nuttalli P19, 1773 nucleotides long. Its product is annotated as methionine--tRNA ligase domain containing protein. The annotation marks the transcript as partial. Gene Ontology annotation, biological process: methionyl-tRNA aminoacylation. Gene Ontology annotation, cellular component: cytosol; aminoacyl-tRNA synthetase multienzyme complex. Gene Ontology annotation, molecular function: ATP binding; methionine-tRNA ligase activity. The transcript has a single exon. The record is from RefSeq and is a predicted model, not a curated record. Lineage: Eukaryota; Evosea; Mastigamoebida; Endamoebidae.
AUGAGUUGCGAAAAGAAACCAAUACCAGUUGUUGGUGAAAGAAAUAUUCUUAUUACUAGUGCAUUACCAUAUUGUAAUAACGUACCUCAUCUUGGUACAUUAAUUGGUUGCGUUUUGUCUGCUGAUGUUUAUGCAAGAUAUUGUAGAAUGAGAGGAUACAACACGUUGUAUGUUUGUGGAACUGAUGAAUAUGGAACAACAACAGAACAAAAAGCAUUGUUAGAACAUUGUACACCACAAGAAAUUUGUAAUAAGUAUUAUACCCUUCAUAAAGAGGUAUAUGACUGGUUUGACAUUUCAUUUAAUUACUUUGGAAGAACAUCAACUGAGAAACAAACUGAAAUUACACAAGACAUUUUUAAACAUUUAAAUGACAAUGGUUAUAUUUAUAAAGAUUCAGUAGAACAAUUUUAUUGUGAAAAGUGUGAUAAAUUUUUAGCUGAUAGAUUUGUUGAAGGAGUAUGUCCAUUUUGUAAUGCCCCUGGUGCUCGUGGAGACCAAUGUGAUAGUUGCCAAAAAUUAAUUAAUACUGUUGAAUUAAUUAAUCCACAAUGUAAAGUCUGUCACUCUGUUCCAGUAAGAAGAAGUUCAGAACAUCUUUUUAUUGACCUUCCAAAACUUCAAGAUAAAUUAGGAAAUUGGGCAAAUGAAACAAUGAGUAAAUAUGAAUGGCCAAAUAACUGUGCAUGUGCUACAAAAACAUGGUUAAAUAAUUUAAAAGGAAGAUGUAUCACAAGAGAUCUUAAAUGGGGAACUAAAGUGCCAUUAGAAGGGUUUGAAAAUAAAGUGUUUUAUGUUUGGUUUGAUGCACCAAUUGGAUAUCUUUCUAUUACUGCUAAUUACACUGAUGAUUGGAAGAAAUGGUGGAUGGAUAAUGAACAUGUAGAAUUAACACAAUUCCUUGGAAAAGAUAAUAUUGUAUUCCACAGUGUUUUAUUCCCAUCAACACUUCUUGGAACUGGAGAACCAUGGACUAUGGUAAGAAAACUUGCAACUACUGAAUAUUUGAAUUAUGAAGAUUGUAAAUUCUCAAAGUCAAAUGGAACAGGAGUAUUUGGAGAUGAUGCCAUGAAAACUGGAAUCCCACCAGAAGUAUGGAGAUAUUAUCUUCUCAUUAAUCGACCAGAACAAUCUGACACAGUAUUCUUAUGGAAUGAUCUUAUGGAGAAAAAUAAUAAUGAGUUAUUAAAGAAUAUUGGAAAUCUUGCUCAAAGAACAUUAACAUUUGCUGUAAAGAAUUUUGAUAAUAAAAUACCAAAGAAGAUCACUAAAAUUACAGAAGUUGAAUUAAAUUGUGAAAAAGAAAUUAAAGAAUUAUAUAAAGAAUAUCUUAGUGCAAUGGAAAAUGUUAAAUUAAAAGAAGGACUAAAAAUUGCUAUGGCUAUUUCAUCUGUUGGUAAUAAAUAUCUUCAAGACACUGCUGCAUGGAAAACAAUUAAAAGUGAUAAAGAACGAGCUGCUGAUGAAAUUUAUUAUGCAUUGAAUAUCCUUUAUUUUGUCUCACUUGUACUUGAUCCAUAUAUACCAGAAUUUGGUAAAAAGGUUAGAGAACAAAUGAAUUUACCAGCUAUUCCAUUACCAAAUGAUUUUGGACUUCUUCUUGAAGGAGAAACUAUGUUAGGAAAAGUCGAAGUUAUCUUCAAAAUGAUUUCAAAAGAACAGAUUGAAGAAUUAAGAGCAAAGUUUAGUGGAAAACAAGGAGUUCCAAGCACUACCGCAACAACAACUAAAAGUAAAGCUAAAGGAAAUGGAAAACAGAAUAAUGUCAAAGAA